This is a messenger RNA of Lytechinus pictus (painted urchin), 7257 nucleotides long. RefSeq names its product apoptosis-resistant E3 ubiquitin protein ligase 1-like. The record is from RefSeq and is a predicted model, not a curated record. Bases 484 to 3408 code for a protein of 974 amino acids. Gene Ontology annotation, molecular function: ubiquitin protein ligase activity. Lineage: Eukaryota; Metazoa; Echinodermata; Echinoidea; Temnopleuroida; Toxopneustidae. The transcript has 18 exons. Gene Ontology annotation, cellular component: cytoplasm. Gene Ontology annotation, biological process: negative regulation of apoptotic process; protein polyubiquitination.
GUUGCCUUCGAGCGCGGCUAGCUAGCUGGGCGGAAUAGCAUAGCUCAGCUCAAGGAACAAUGAACGUCGGGCAUUUUCCACUGAUUUCAAGGGAUUAUGUGCCAGGAUUUCCGCAUUCUUACGAACUAUAAUAUUGGAAAAAAUAGACUAUAUUCAUCUAUAAUUACUGAAAAAUAAAAACAAACUUACCUUGCUGAUCGCGUUGAUUAAUGAGCUGAUUGAGCCGGACUAAAGUUAGACUCUGGAGUCUGAUGCGGCGUCUUAAUUUGAAUCUGGAUCAAAGAACGCCACACGAAUUCCCCCGAAACUGCGCGCUAGCUAGCUAGCUAGCUGCAUGCAAAGAAAGCAUGGCAACUGCAGCUGGCGGAUAUCGGAUCGACCAAGCUAGCUAGACUGCAGCUGGAUGCGUACUGCUGAGCUGAGCCAGCUGGAUCUGGAGAACUCGUCUUGGAUAUCAGGAUAAACUAAUGAUGACCUUCUAGUAUGGCUGAUGAUACAACAACUGUCUUUAAAUAUUUUUCAAGGCUUUUUUUAUUCAUUGUAAUAUACAUUGCUUUGAAGACAACAUUUUCACAACUUAGUUCCGAGGAAGAAACUCCUUUUCAAACUUGGUUGAAGGAAAACGAGUUGGUGCAUCUUGAGAAGAUACUGAGGGAUACUGGUUGUGUGAGCCUGGGGGAGGUAGCCCAAUUGGACAUUAACCAGCGGGCCUUGAGGAGACUCAAACCUCGUGACAAAGAACAUCUUGAAGCUGCCAUAGAAGAGUUAAAAGACCAGCUAUUACUCAAGCAGUGGCUAGAGGACUAUUCUUCACUCAGCCUUUUACCAAUACUUGAUGAUCUAGACAUCACGGUAUUCAGUGAACUUGACAAGGUUCUAGAGCUUGAUAUAGAUGCUAUAACCCAGGAGGACAGUGAUCCACUCAAAUCCAUCGCCAUUUACCAAGAACUCAGUCAACUACAGAGGGCGGUAGAGGAGGAGAUGGCCUGGAAUAGUCCGUAUGAAUUGGACUUCUCCCUAGCAAGGCGCAUGUGGAGCGGCAUCUCACAUUUCGUUCAGAGCUUCGGCAACGUCACUCUUGCCACAUUGAUAUGUGCCAUCGGGUUCGCCUGGGUGAAUGGAAACUACCGUACUGCCCAGGCCAGCGGGGCGUCGUCCCGUAGCCGGAACGCCCCCAUCAUUGAUUACAUCACCGGGAGUCUGGUCGACCCAUGCAGGUGCCAGGUGGACUGGGGGUGGGAUGGACCGGUUCCCGUGGGCGAUACUAUGUCUUUCACCAUCAAGUUUUACCAAAGGAACGGCAUGAAGUACGCGAUCUCAGACGCUGACCAGCUGGCCGUUGAGAUACUGGUCGGUCAGCAGCGGAUGGCUUGCUCUGUGGAGUACAAUGAAACAAACUAUAACUGGGUCAAGUGUGCAUUCACAGUGCGUCGGUCAGGACUAUACACCAUCUCCGUCCGUCUGGGUCCAACCCCCAUCAGGGGUAGUCCGUUCUACAAAGAAUUUGUAGCCGGUGAUGUGGAUCCUCAUAAAACAGGUUUUGUCCAGCACAGCUCCACAGUGGUUGUCACACAGGGGCUCCUUCAUGGGCUCCAGGUGGAGCCAAGAGAUCAGUAUGGCAAUACAUGUUCUCCAGAGAGAUGGAACAAGGGGCAUGAUAAUGGAGACGAGAGAUGGCAUGGUUUUGAGCUCAAGGUUACAAGGGUAGGGGACCAAGCCUUCGAUUCUUUCAGUCCGCUCUAUGACAUAGCCCCGGUGAGGGAGAGUCAGUGUAUUUCUAUGAUCAUCAAGCUAGAUCUGGCUGGCUGCUACAAGGCCAUUGCAACAUACCACGGCACCCAGUUCAUGAAUGGGGACUUUAACAUCCUUGUGCUUAACGAAACGGACAUUGCAAAAGUCAGCAAAACCAUGAAGAAGAAGCAUGUAGACAAUUGGUACGAGGCUACGUUGCUGGCCACCAAUAAGGAGAAGUUACGUAAACCAAGGAAGGUCUACUGCUACAUCUCAUCCAAGCAGUUUACCAUCAAAGAAUAUUACCUCAUGGUCAUCCCAAAGAGAUUAUUCACAUUCAGGGUCUGCCCGGCAACUAAGUUUCAUUUUGAAGGAGAGACUGACCAGAGUGUGCCUGUGUUUACUAUAGACGAUGGUGGACAACCUCCCAUUAAACUAGCUUCUAAGCACAGAGACAUCAUGGCCGCUACAUUCACUAAAUUCCUACUCAUGAAUAUAGGUGGAUCGGAGACCUUUCAAGAUAAGCAGAAAUGUUUCUAUUCAGAAGUUCUGAAGCAUCAUAAUAGGAAAGCAUCCGUCAUCAGUCUGAAUAUCGAUAGACACAACCUCCUAGAAAGCUCCAUGAAAGCCACUAAAAGUCUGUCAACAUCAGAAUGGUGUAAAAAGUUUGAGAUUCACUUUAUGAAUGAAGAAGGUCAAGAUUGGGGAGGUCUGAUGAGAGAGUGGAUUAAUCUGCUUUGCGUAUCUCUCUUUGAUCCAGACAACAAACUCUUCAAACGCUUUGAAGAAGACAAUAAUCAAGCCCUGGUCCACCCCAACCCGAACCGCCCAUCCUACCUCGGCAAGUUGAAAUACUAUGAGUUUGCAGGGAAGCUGAUUGGCAAGUGCUUGUACGAGUCAUCGAUUCCCAUGGCUACCUCGUCUCAAAUGGUUGUCAAGGCUAGGUUUACUCGAUCCUUUCUUGCCCAACUCAUUGGUCUCAGAGUCACCCAUAAGUAUUUUGAGACGGAUGAUUCUGAAUUCUUCACCACCAAGGUGAGGUAUAUCCGAGAUAACGAAGUGGAAGACAUGGAACUCAAGUUCUCAGAAGAGGUGUAUGAUUCAAAUGGUCACCUUGAACAGAUUGUAGAGCUGUUACCUGGUGGCUCAAGUCUCCUUGUAACCGAAGACAACAAGAUGCAAUACCUUGAUCUAUUGGCUCAGUACAGACUUUCAACAUCGGUCCAGGAUGAAAUAGAUUCAUUCCUCAAAGGCUUGAACGAUCUGAUUCCGGACAACCUACUUAGUAUGUUUGAUGAGAAUGAGUUAGAACUACUCAUCUGUGGAACAUGUUGCUUUGAUCUGGCUGACCUCAAGGCACACCAUAUCCUGGCUGGGACAGGACCGCAGUUCAGAAAGAUGAUAGAUUGGUUCUGGAUCGUGAUAGCUAGCUUCACCCAAGAAGAGAUGUCAAGGUUGCUCCAGUUUACCACAGGUUGCUCUCAGCUGCCCCCGGGGGGAUUCGCUGAACUCAAGCCUAAGUUUCAGCUGGUAGCUGCCCCGACCCAUGGUGUCCUCCCAACAGCUCAUACAUGUUUUAACCAGCUGUGCUUGCCUACUUACGACUCCAUUGAACAUCUCCAGAAGUCUCUUGUAUUGGCCAUCACUGAAGGGGUCGUGGGUUUCGGAAUGGCAUAGCUGACAGGUCAAAGGUCAACCUGCAUGCAGUGCAAUGAUGGGAGGGAAACGCAGUUAAGUGCAAUCAUGUAAAGUAUACUUAUGAAUAUAAUAUAUAUCCAAAUGAAUUUGGCUGAUUUUAUUUGACUUAUCUAUAAUUUUUCUAAACCAUAGAUUUAAAAAACAAAGUUUAGUUACAUUAAAAAAUACCCAAGUCUUGUUAUCACAAAGGUUAGUGAUUAAACGUUUGCGUAUUUUUCAUGAUGAGUUGAACAUUGUGGUCAAUGCAAUUAAUCGUUAGGAAAUGUUCUAUGAUGAUUGUUAAACUUUGUGUUUCCGCCCUCAGGGGGUGUUUCAUAAAGAGUUAAGCGUGACUCACAGUCAUUCCUAAAUGCUGAUGCACACAUGAUAUGGGUCAUUUCGUGGGGUUGGGGCAACAAAAUCGUGUGAUGUCCAUGUAACGGUGGUAUCGGCUUUUUCAUUUCACAGAGAGGAUCCGUUCAAAUGGGCUUAAGUUUUGAUGCGUCAACUUAAAGAUGAUGUCCAAUCAUAGUAAUUCAGUUGCAAGUUGGGAUCUUUAAUGGAUUCGCUGCAAAACUAUUACAAAGUUUUACCACCGUUACAUGGACACCACAUUGGCAUAACGUUGGCAAUGGAUUCUCAGGUGUGAAUCCGCAAUACAUCAUGAUGUGUGAGAAGUAAAACUUGGUGAGACAGCAUUUAUUUUUGCUGGUAAUUUUAUGCAUACAUUUGCCUUUUUGACAUGAGACAUGGUUUUGGAGUUCUGGUAUGUCACAAAAAUUGUCCUAGCCAGAGAUAUACACCACCUGCAUCUUGCAAACAUAAAAAAAAAGCUGCACUAAGUUUUGUUAAAUCAAGAAAUAAUUUAUUUUUAUGCUUCCACCCACCAUAGGUGGUUGCCGAGGGCAUUAUGUGUUCGUGUUGUUCAUCCAUCCCGUUUUAAUAAGGCUUGAGAAUCCUCAAAAUUUGUUUUAGGAAAUCCACUGUUUUAGGGACUUGUUGACCUUGCUUUUAAAUACUUAUCAGAUACGCGUCGGCAUUUAAGUGCGACUCUAAGUCAUAUUUGAAUCUUUGUGAAACACCCCCCAGAUACCAAAGGCACUGUGCUAUCCACAUGAAGACCUGAGAGAAUUAUUAGUAUGCCUUCAAUGUAAAGAGAACACAGUGUUGUCACCUGCUCCUUAACCCUAAUUCUCCCGGGGGGGGGGGGGGGGGGGCCAUUAUGGCCUCCCUUGACAAUUUUCGCGAUAUAUAUGCUGUGCAAAAUUUUUUGACCUCGCCGCUCACUGACUUUUUACUUUCAAGUCUCGCGCAAAUUUUGAGACCAAAUUUGUGACGCCCGGGUACGCGGUUACGACAUUACGCAACAUUGUGUAAGUGCAUGUCAGACCCAAAAUUGCUCAUAAACGUGAUUUCAUGUACAAAUCCAAUGCAAAUUGUGUAUUUAGCCAAAAUUCAUAAAUGUAUCAUUAUUUCUACUUUUACUGAUUAAACUUAAUUAAUUUUGCCUUGUUUAUGAUUAGAAUUAAGUCUGGAACGAUUUCCAUCGAAAAAACAAUAAAAAAACAAAAAGUAAAAAAACAAAGAAAUACAUAAGAAAUUUAAAAUACAUAAGAAAUCGGUCUUGGUACCAUAAUUGUUUUCAUUCACAAUUGUUAGGAAUGCUAUAAAGAAUAUUUUCACCAAAAAAUAGCAUUCUAGGCGCUUUAUUUAGUGAAUCAGAGCAAAAAGUAUGAUUUCAUGAAUAAAUUAGCAUAAUUAAUUCAUAUUAAAUAAAAAUAUAUGAAUUCAGUGAAAUUUACCAAUGAAACUGCGUAGAUUACGUCAUUCUCUACCAUCAUGCAAAUUUUGUUGUGAUCGCGCAAUCCGCGGCUGAGAUCUUAAGGGGGGGCCAUAAUGGGCCCCCCCCCCCCCGGGAAUGACAAGAAUAAAAAUACCCCGGGAGAUUUAGGGUUAAAUCAAGUUGCUUGUUGCAGUAAGAAAUGGAUUUAGAGAUACCAAGCCAUGCUGUGAGUCACAGCUUAAUGUCAGUUCUUACAGACAGGGUUGGGCUAAAUUACUUUCUUCAAUUACAAUUAGGUAAUUGAAGAAAUGUUCAAUUACAAUUACUUUUCAAUCAAAUUACAUUUUCUUCAAUUACAAUUACCAAAUUACUUUAAUUGUCAAUUACAAUUUCAAUUUCUUUCUAUAAAAGUCAUAAAUGAAAUCACUUUGUAAUCUGUAUUCUACCAGCACCACCUAUGUAUAUCAACAUAAUUCUAAGUUACAGAGAAACUGACAAGAUGGUUUACGUUAGAGAGCAUGGAUCCUGCCUAUUACACUCUUUGAUGCUGAAGCAGUUGACAUGAAAAAGGUCAUGAAAUCAAAUCAUAAACAAAGUAAUUCUAUUGUAAAGUAAUUGAAUGUAAUUAAAAGUAUUUGACAGUCAUUCAAGUCAAUUACAUUUUUUCAAUUACAAUUACAAUUACUUUCCCUUUCAACAUUUCAAAUACAAUUACAAUUACAAAAAAAUGAUUAAUUAAUUACGUAAUUCAUUAAUUACCUUGUAAUUGAGCCCAACCCUGCUUACAGGUAAAUAAUGAUAUCAGUUUUAGACACCUAUGUAAAAACAUGCAUUCUCUCUUAAGAAACCGAAUAUUUGUCCUCAGAUAUCUUGUUCAGUAAACUAUUGUACAACGCCUACUUAGCUUGUUGUACGCGAGCAAAUGGGAGGCUGAAUGUCAAACAUUCGUACCGUUGCACAAAAGACGUACCAUCCAAAAUGUACCGUCCAAAAUGUACCGUUGCACGGCUUUAGGAGGUGACGUCACAAUACGAUUCAAUUCAUUGCGCUCAGUAAAAAUGCAGGUGCAAUACGGGUAUAGCCUGCUGGCUAAAUGCGCAAUGCUGCCCGAGAGGUGUUCGCUUGUGGGAUUUUGCUUUUCGCUUUCCAUAUUUUUGCUCCCUUUUCAUAGAUUACUGCAGGAAAAACUCUUUGUUUUUUCAUAAAUUCGCUAAACUCUGAGGCGUUGUACAACACAAAUAGCGAAUAUUCUUAUUCGUGCAAUGGUGCGAGAUUUCGCAUUCGGUGAAAGAAAGAAACACUCUAUUCAACUCGGCUAACGCCUCGUUGAAUAGAGCAUCUUUCUUUCACCUCAUGCGAAAUCUCGCACCAUCGCACUCAUGCCUAUUCGCUAUUUGUAUAUUAAUAUCUGUUUAAAUUUUGUUAUUUUCAUUGACUUUAAUUCAGGUUUAUUUGAUAUAAAAUUUUUCAUUGCUAUGCGCCAUCGAUAUAUAUUUGCCUAUGCAACUUUUACGAGCAGGAUCAAGCUGUAUAUGCACGCUUUAUACCCGUCUGAUGUUUGUUUUUAUUUUUUGUGGUGGCUGAAAUUAUUUUUGUUUAUUCACGGUUUAACAUAUUUUAUGUUUAUCCUGCUUGGUGAUAUAGAAUGCUGUCGUAUGGAUACAAAGCAGGAUCAGCAUACGCUGUUUUUAUUUGUGACGACAUUCUAUGUGAGUGGUCAUAAUGAAUAAGAAUAUGUGAAAGGCUUCAGCUCUUUAUAGGUAGUAAACAUAAAUAUAUUCAACUUACCAUUUUUUAAUGAAUGAAAGAACAACACAGUCUUACUAGAUUAUGUUUGUAUUGAAUGAAGAAGAAGAAUAAAUAGGAGAUGAAGAAGACAAGGAGGAGGAAGAAAAUGAAGGAGAAGAAAAAGAAGAAGAAGAAGAGAAGAAAAGAAGAGGAAGAAGGAGGAAGAGGAUGAAGAAGGAGGAGAAGAAGAAAAAGACGGAGGAGGCGUGUAAAUCUUUCACAAAGAUAAAUGUCAGAAUGACAAUUAUUAUGUUUUACAUUGUUGGAAGAAGAAGGAG